AUGGCGUCACGCACAACCCCGCACCGUCCUAUUCCCCAUUCACUUCCACUCCACUGCCUUCUCUUCUUCCAUUCCAUUCUUACCAACUUAACCAAAAGAAGAUCAGUACAAUGGCCUCCUACUCUCGCGUCUCUCUUCCUGUCCUCCUCUCUCCUCCACCCCCCAAAAGAUUUCUUUCGCUGUCGCCGACGUUUCUCUCGGCAUCAAAGCAUUCUGGACACCAGCAUGCAGUUUCCGGCGCACAAAACGGUCGCCCAGGCUUCCUGAGAUCUGUAAGCAGCGAUGGAAAUCCAGAAAUAGGGGUCCCAAGAUCGGUGCCGGUUCGUGUUGCGCACGAGCUCCUUCAAGCUGGUUAUCGCUAUCUGGACGUCAGGACGGUGGAUGAGUUCAAUGCUGGCCAUGCAGUGGGUGCUAAAAACAUCCCUUACAUGCUCAAGGUUGGGUCAGGGAAGACAAAAAAUCCUAACUUCUUGAAGGAAGUGCUAGAAGUUUUUGGGAAGGAUGAUGAGAUAAUCAUUGGAUGCCAGAGUGGGAGACUGUCACUCAUGGCUACAGCUGAACUUUCAUCUGCUGUAAGUAGAAGUUUAACGACAUGCUUUGCCUUUGUACACGUAAUAGCAGACAAUUUACAAACAGUGGAACCAUAUAUCGACGAGAUCUAAGACAUUCAACAUGAAAUAUAUUUCUUUGGUUGCCAUGAAAUCAUGUAAUUGCCCCUGAACUGAGACACUCUUUCAUUUCCUCAGGGUUUUACAGGCAUUACAGACAUUGCAGGUGGUUAUUCCGCUUGGAUACAGAAUGGACUCCCAAUCGAGCAGUGACAGCGAUCCCGCUGGCACAUGUAUAGCUCUCCAUGCUUCCAUGGUGGUAAAAUGAGACAGGAGGGCAGCUCUAAUUUUCCUUCCUAAUAGUUGUUAGCCUCUUGGGAAGAAAUAAAAUGAUCCAUUAGCAGCUAAUAAUCAGCAGAUGUAUGUAUAGAUUGAAGUACAUCUGCAUGAAGAAACUCCAUUUGCUAUAGUAAAUUCCAUGAAACUAAUUAGGAAAUAUAUUUAUACAUAUUUGCUUGCUUUAUGUUAUCAUGCAGAUAGGGAUGCUCUAUCAAAGUUAAAACCGAAAUAAUAAUUAAAAUCAGUUUUUGUAGCCUAGGUUAUUUUACAUAAGAUCACUUUCGUAGACUGAUCAUUCACGCAUUUUAGAAGUUAAGCUUACAACGCCCUCAGUGCCAUCAAAUGAAAACUGUGAGUUUCGGAACCCUAGAUUUCAAGUCCCUCAACACCUUUUCUCUCUUAAGACUGUUUAGUGAAUGCAGCAGAUCCUUUAACAGUGCGACAGUCGCAUAUGAUACAUUUUGGAAAGAAUAUCGAGCACAGUAAAAUAUUUCUUGAGAUUUAUUUCGGUUCACAGCUAUUUUUGCAGAAGUGAGCUGAUCCAGUCCCUGAGGCAGCUCACUUCCAAAGAGCUGAAGGGAAAGUGUAAAUUGCACUUCUUGGUUGAGGAAAUAUUGCUGUUUGGAGCUGUGUUGCUGGUCUUGUCCAUGGUGCAAGAAAUGACACCAUGUCACAGAGCAUCCCCAACUUAAAGGAUGCACUUUGAAAGUGGAUGCAGCUGCCAUGCGAUUAUAUAGUCUUAAAUCUCAGUACACAUCAGACGGUUGAAACAUUGUUUUGAAAUCAUUUUGGUCUCCAUCCGGGUGCAAAGUCCAUAAAUAA
Messenger RNA from Phoenix dactylifera (date palm), 1709 nucleotides. The record is from RefSeq and is a predicted model, not a curated record. Lineage: Eukaryota; Viridiplantae; Streptophyta; Magnoliopsida; Arecales; Arecaceae.